Messenger RNA from Plodia interpunctella (Indianmeal moth), 2277 nucleotides. RefSeq lists its product as uncharacterized. The transcript is spliced from 6 exons. The record is from RefSeq and is a predicted model, not a curated record. Bases 147 to 1715 code for a protein of 522 amino acids. Lineage: Eukaryota; Metazoa; Arthropoda; Insecta; Lepidoptera; Pyralidae.
AUUAUACUUUUUAUUAUCAUGACGAAAUGAUAAAUGAAGGUAGCUAUACAUUUUUCGUUUUACAUUGAUCAACGGAAAGUCAAUAAUCAUAAUAUCAAUACGUUUUACUUAUGUAGCGCUAGUAAUGGUAAUUAAUACUGGCCAAUAUGUAUUCAAUUGACAAAAAAGAUAGUGACAUUGUUGAUGUUAACAAAGCUGACGAUAUCGAGAAAUUUGAUAAUUCUAUAGAAGUUAUACGAAGAUGCACGACACAAAACGCUAUUAAUACAUCGUGGGGCCCAUCUAAUAAUGAUUCCCUUGGUGAAUAUACUAAGGGCAAUAAAACACCUCCAUUUGUGAGCAUUAUGAUGUCAAACAGUAUAAGUCCGAGUAGAGAAGACAAGCUGAACAGUUCGACACAAACGGAUCAUGCAUUGCCAAUAAACUGUAGUCUUAUUGAUGUGAGUCUCUCGUUUACCAAAGACAUUGAACCCCAAGAUUCCAGUUCUAAUGAAAAUUCAGCGCGACUGUUUGUCAAUAAACGAAAUCGAAGCAAUUCGAAUGAUAUGGAAAAUAUGGAAAUUAGGCACUGGAAGAAGACGAAGUGUAUGGAUUCUAGUACGCCGAGCACAUCUGACUCUAAUGAACGAGCUACGAAUGGUGGAGCCGUAUCAUCAAGCCAAUUUUCUAGUACUUCCGAUACGUCUUUCAAAUCCAUAAAUAGCAGUCCUAGUUACAAAGUACGGAAGAGAAGGCUGAAAUCUGAGUCAAGUUUAUUCAAAGAUGCGCUUCAAAGGUCCAAAAAAGCUACAAAUUUAAGUAAACAUAAUAAACCUUGUCCAUUUGAAAAUAAUUCAACCGGAGGGACACCGAGGAAGGACAGAAGCCAGCGACGCGGCAAAGCGAAAUCCUGGAGAUUCGUGGACCUUUGUACAUGGAUCGGAAGGAAGAGCUAUCAAUCCAUAACUGGUUUUUAUUCGGACAUACUACGCGAGCCUGUGGCUCAGAGGACCAAUCAUCACGUAGAAGAGGUCAUUGAGCUGAGGAAAUACCUAGAAGAAGUGGACACAAAGCACUCACGGCUUGCUAGGGAAAAUGAACUGCUGCAAGAUCAAAUGAAACUGAUGAUGGUCAAGAUUGAAGAAUUAGAGGUCAAAAUUAGACGUCAAGAAAACCAACCUCCACGGCCAUAUUGUCCACCCCCACCUCCUCCCCCGCCGCCGCCUCCCCCUCCACCACCGCCCCCACCACCUGCCACCAAACUAGGAAGGUCCCACACCAUACCAAGAUGUGGCUCUGCGCCACCAAGGAUUGCCGGACCCCGUCUGACCAUCACUCCACAGGAUAUAGCUAACGUGAAGCUGAGAAAAACCAAGGACAAUCCAGUGCGACCCAAGCCGGCAUCGAAGGAGCCACUGCCGUUAGUGACCCAGCACAUGCUUUUGUCCACGCGCGCUAAAUUGAGCCGGGCAAAGCCCGUUGCUGCUUCCACUCCUAAACAGCAGCUAUCGGAUUUGGAAAAAUGUCUACUACAGGAGACGUCGUUGACGUCUCUAUACAGAAGGCGCGUCGCCCGCAACUCGUUCCGCAGUGCGGAGGAGCUGCGGCCGCGGCCGUACCCCGCCGCGCGCUGCUCGCGCUCGCCGAGGUCGCCACGAUCAAACUCACUGCCUCGAAAACCCAUCAACUCACCCUUGAAAUUCUCUGACACAACUACACUAAAAUCUAAUGACUAAUUUGUAUUGUCUGUACUAUGUGCAUGUGUAAAGUGUAGUUAAAUACCUAGUUUAGUUUUUGUCGACAAAUAUUGUAUUAGUUGUGGCUUUGGAUUUAGUUCCAAAAAUAAUGACAAAUGAACUGACUGGUUUUUUAAUCAAAAUAUUUAAUUUUGAUUAUUUGUGUUACUCUUUUUAAUAUCACUUAUCUACAUUAUGAAUCUCAGAAUAAGGUAGCUGCUAGUACCUAGUAAAAUUCCUAUGUCACUAGUGGAACUUACCUAAUUUAAUUUUGUUCAAAUUAGUCCAUAUAGUAUUAAUUUAGCUACAUUUUAAGAACUUAAUGUAAAUACUGAAUCACGCAAGUUUGGUUUUAUUUUAUAGAAUAAAAUAUUUAUAUAUUUUCGAACAAUAAUAUUAUUGAGUGAGAUAUAAUACAAUGUUUUAUUCGAUUUUUAAGUGAAUUUAUGUCAUGGAAAUUUACAAAUAUUUAUAAAAUAUUCAAAUUAGAUAUCUAUCCAUAAGGUAGGCAUCUUGUAUCCAAUAAUGUACACAUCUAAAAAAUAUUAUUUUAUGAAAUGGC